Pocillopora meandrina is the source of this 805-nucleotide messenger RNA. NCBI's taxonomy places the organism in Eukaryota, Metazoa, Cnidaria, Anthozoa, Scleractinia, Pocilloporidae. The record is from the annotation of a GenBank genome assembly.
AUGGAGGGCAAUUGCCCUUAUACAUUACAAGCAAGUGAGUGCAUCAGGAGCAGCAACAAAUGGGAAGAUCUAUGUCAUUGGUAAGCUAUGUUUACUUAGUGUCUGCAUGUGCAGCUCUUGGUCAGCUGUUAAGCCAUUUAAUCCUUUAGAGUAAUAGGAAUCUAAUUUCUCCAAUAGUAUUACCCAUAAAUCGAAUGGUAAGGUUAUAAGAAUGAAGGAAAUGAUCACAAACUCAGGAAGCUCUUGAUUGUUUGACAAGGUCUCCCUGUAGGUACCACAGGAAAUGUAUAAAAAUGGUGUGGAGAACUUGCAUACUGGUGUUAGGAUGUGAGGGGUUAGGAUUGAAGUAUUGUGAGAUGUCAUUUAAAAAUUCAUGCAAUUCAAUGUGAUUUCAUUUCAAUUUUUUAAGGUGGCUGGGAUGGUUCUGUUCAUCUAAACAGUGGUGAGGUGUAUGACCCUGAUAUAGACCGGUGGUCCAUGAUUGAACCUGCUAGCACUGCCAGAUGGGAUGGUGGGAUAGCUGUAGAGAGUGACAAAAUCUACUUUGUUGGGGGAUGUAACAGGAAUGCAUUUUGCACUUUGGAAAUAGAGUGCCAUGACCCUGAGAAAGACAAUUGGAGUAAGGUAGCAUCCCUGCUAGUUGUGAUGCAUGGAAUUCGGUGUUGUACCAUUCAGCUUCCGCACGAGGCAUGCACAGAAGUAGAUAUACAUGAAGGAUAUGAUAUAUUCGUUGAGGCGAAUUGUUAUUUCAGCAAUGACAAUUUGAUUGGCCGGCAGAAAAUGAAUAAUUUUGUUGUAUAAUCAG